Neohortaea acidophila is the source of this 1620-nucleotide messenger RNA. RefSeq lists its product as uncharacterized. Gene Ontology annotation, molecular function: transcription cis-regulatory region binding; DNA-binding transcription activator activity, RNA polymerase II-specific. Lineage: Eukaryota; Fungi; Ascomycota; Dothideomycetes; Mycosphaerellales; Teratosphaeriaceae. The transcript has 2 exons. Gene Ontology annotation, cellular component: RNA polymerase II transcription regulator complex. Bases 1 to 1620 code for a protein of 539 amino acids. The record is from RefSeq and is a predicted model, not a curated record.
AUGUCCGAUUAUCCUCCCGACUAUCCUCAGCAGAUCUCCGACGGUCAUCAUCCGUGGAAUACAUUGUUCGACAACCCCGACCCUUUUGCGGGACUGGGAAUGGGAGACUACCACGAGCAGCCGGAGCAGCUGCAAGCGCUCGAGCCGCAGGGCCAGCUGCGUCCGCAGCAGGAGCAGCAGCAGCAGCAGUACGCGCAAUACCAGUUCCAGCCGCUGCAGCAUCUUCAUCCCCAGCAGCCCCAUCCUCAGCAGCCCCAUCCUCAGCAGCCCCAUCCUCAGCUUCAGCAUCGUCUGCUAUCACUUCAGACAGACCAGAAGCCACUUCUCCCGCCGUUCGAAGAACCGCCGGCGGGGCGUGCCACCAUAGCACCGGUGCCCAUCCCGCGCAACCCAAGCACACCGCACCCGCUGUCCUGCCCCAACACCCCACCCACCGACACCACCACGGCUCCCUCAGCGCCGAACGGGCCGCUGUCAAAGCCCGUCGUGCUCCCCCCACGGGCGAAGCCGGGGCGGCGACCAAUGCCCGACAGCAGCGCCACGGACCGACGACGUCUGCAGAACCGCGUGGCGCAGCGCAACCACCGCGACAAACGGCAGCAAAAGGUCGCAGACCUCGAAGCCCACCUCCACGAGAAGAAGCAGCAGCACAAUGACACCCUCUCGGAGCUUUUGCGAGAGAGGGAGAACGAGAGGUUUCGGCACCGGGAGGCACUGGAUGCGGCGACCGCGCGGGCCACGAAGCUCGAGUCCCAGCUGCUCAAGGCGCAACAGGAGAUCCACCACCUGCGUGGCCGACUCGAUUCCGGCGCCACUGAUGCCGCCCCCUCUAACCCGCUGAAUCCCUCAGCCACGCUCUCCUUUCCUUAUCAGCAGACCGCAAGUUCCAUCCCAGCCUUUAGAGCUUACUCCGCGCGUUCCACCCAACAGGGCCCUUACAGUGGACUUGCAGGAAUGACGCCCCCAGAAGACACCGACGCCGACGCCACCGAGAUCGACUUCACCACCUACCGUGCCCCCCGCAAAGACACUAACGCCCCCAGCGCCGCCCGCCCCUCCCUCCCCGCGCCCGAGGACAGCCACGAAUCGUCCUACACCAUCAACGAAGCCUCCGAGCACUGCGGCUUCUGCACCGACAGCGGCAACUGCGCCUGCGCCCUCGACUCUCUCAACUCCAACACCACAGCCCCCGCCACAGCAGUCAAGCCUCAACCGCCCGCAAUCCAACCCGGCAGCUGCGACUCGUGCAUGAACGACCCAGCCCGCCAAGCCGCAUGCCGCGCCAUCGCCUCACAAGCAACACCCCAACCCGCACAAAACGGCACAGCACCACCCCCACCGUCGCAAACAACGGGCAUGAUCCACUGCUCACAGUUCAUGGACAACGUGCAGCUGACGCGGCCGCGCCAAUCUUUGCCGUCGAUUGUCGAGAUGUUGCAGGGCAGUGUGACGGCUUACGGGUCCACGACUACCGGGUUUCAGGUUUCGGAGCGCGAGGCGGCGGAGGCUUUGAGUGCGCUUGCGAGUCAUACGGGUGCCGUCAAGUUAAGGCCGAUGCGGCAUCGUGAGCCGCGGGUGAAGGAGGAUCGGGAGAUGGAGGUGGAUCGUGUGAUGCUUUAG